Molecule: messenger RNA, 6728 nt
Organism: Mus pahari (shrew mouse)
Lineage: Eukaryota; Metazoa; Chordata; Mammalia; Rodentia; Muridae
Gene: Mtus1
Product: microtubule associated scaffold protein 1
Exons: 14
Coding region: 612-4187 (1191 amino acids)
Cellular component (GO): nucleus; cytoplasm
Molecular function (GO): microtubule binding
Source: RefSeq, a predicted model, not a curated record
GCUGGUAAUCUGCUCGGAAGUCUUAGGACAAUAUAGGGCGCAGGUGGAACUCACCGAGAACAAUCAGUGCUGCUUCCUUAUAAACCCUUGCGCUGAUAAGUCUGCAACUUUCCCACCUCCCAACCCCAGGCUGCGAGGGGACCCAGGAGGAGCCAAUCCUCCCUCUGGCUAGCCUGUCCGACGGUCCUGGGGCCCCAAAGUUGGGCUCGGCAGAGCUUAGCUUUCCCACCGGGUCGUGAAUGGUUUGGGGUCGCGCGGGACAGUCAGCCAGGCGCGCAGUCAGCAGCGGUGGCUUCGCGACACACGUGGCAACAGGUGCAGCGCGAUCCAGGACGUACGCCCGGAGCUUGUGGCAUGUUGACGUUUCGCCAGGGAGCCGGACCCGGCUGGCGACCAUAGUGGAGCUCCGCGGGAGUCAUUGUGCCUCAAGGAACCCCUGCUCGUCUCUCAGGGAACAAGUCUUUUCAACUUCAGAGCAUCUAAGACUACAGUCUCAGAACCCGGCUAAAAGCAAUAGAAAGGGGAGGAGCUGGACCAUCUUUCAUUUGCUCUCAUUUCAAAGGAAUUUGAAGAGAAGAUAAAAUGGCAGAGUUUUAAGGUUAAUAUUCAGGAUGAAUGAUGGUAAUUCAGAUAGCACAGAAGACGGAUCGCAUUAUGUAUUUAUCCGUGGCAAAAACUCGAAUCCAUCUGAACGCUACUACCAAACAUCACUAUCUGCCCAGUGCCCUUCAGUGAGUCACGGGGAUUGGAGCUCUGACAACCCCGAUGCCAUGGUGGUCGAUUAUGAAAUGGAUCCUGCUGUGGACCACAGUGAAAGUGUCUCCUUAAGCCAUCAGUGUGUUGAAGCACUGGCUUACCCGGAGCCUUCAAGUGAUUUCAUGGGGAAGCAUGAGUUGACAAUGUACAGUGAGCCUUCCUGCCAGUCUCCUGCACUUGUGAACACAGGGAAGCCCCAAGACCCGCACAGUAACUUUGAUUCCCUAGAGGCAAUCCAGGAUGAGAAGCUUGAUCCCUCUAAGCCCUGUGUGUGCGGGUCUGAUGACGAUUAUGCUUGUGGAGACUCCCCUAAAAUUUUGGAGCUAAAACAAACAUAUGGCAUGAAAGUGGACACGGCUGACUGCACCUUUAUAACACACUACGCUGUUGAACAGGGUCAUCCUUUACAUGCUGCACCCCAUUCCUCUAAGAUGUGUGUGAGAGGGAUUAAUUAUAACAGAGAGAACUUUGAAAACCUCCAAGACAGGCCAUCCAAGACCCUGAACACAACCUUUACAAUGAGCUCUGAUGUGCUGAUGCAAACUGACAGUCCAGACGUUGGAGUUCAGGGUCAGAAUUCUUUAGGAAAUGUCACCAAAGAGUACCCAGAUGGGACGGGGCAAGGACUCAUUGGAGAAAAAGAGAUACAAGCUGUGACACUGGUUUCGGAUGGCAUGGAGGUCCCCAGUGGGUCUGCAUCACAGACGUUCUAUUGUGCCGCUGAAGAUGACCCAAACAGUGAGACGCAUUUACACGGCCCGUAUGCUCAACAGGAAAUGGGCCAAAAUCGAAGAGGAACACUGCCCGACUGUCAUGUCGAUGGUGAAUGCCCAGUGCUGGUGCCAGCUUUUGAGAAGAGUAAAACCAGGGUUCUGAACUCAGAGUGUAAAGUCACUGUGACUGAAGACCCACACUUUGAUUCCCAUGACAAUGACUCAGACAUCCAAAGUAGUACUGAAGAGCUGACCCUGCGAAGUGUUUCAGGGCAGAGGGUUUCAUCUUAUGAACUGGGCUGGGGCGAGAACUGUGGAGCCAUUCGCACAGAUAACACGGGCUGCAUGUCAACACCAGUUAGGCAACCCCCCAAUGUGAGCUUCACCCUUUCGCCUGCUGAAGUGAAGAAGUACGAUAAUGUGGUGACUGGACCAAGAGAUGCUAAAAGUGCACCAAACUUGAAAGGGGAGCCAACAAAUAUGCCAAAACCUAAUCUGGGAAAAUCAGCUACCAAAACAAAUACCACUGUAGGCAGUAAAGUUCGGAAGACGGAAAUUAUAAGUUAUCCCAGACCAAACUUCAAAAACAUUAAAGCCAAAGUUAUAUCCAGAUCAGUGUUGCAACCCAAAGACACUUCCCUAAUGAAGGACACACCCAACCCUCAGGCAACAGGGGGCUCUUCACCCUCACCAGUGCCUUCUAAACAGUUGACAAUGAUGAACAAAACACCAAGAUCUGACUUGAAAGCCGGCAAAAAAGCAGAAAUCCCGAUUAACAAGACACACAAGCAACAGUUUAAUAAACUCAUUACCAGCCAGGCUGCGCAAGUUACAACUCAUUCUAAAAAUGCUUCGCUCGGGGUUCCAAGAACAACAUCUGCCUCGAAAUCGAAUCGGGAGAAUGUUGACAAGACAGGUUCUCCUCAUGCAGGGAGUGAGACCGGGUCUGUAGCUGCCUUCCUCCAGAAGAUCAAAGGCAUUCUCCCCGUUAAAAUGAAAAGCUCGGAGUGUUUGGAAGUGACUUAUGUUUCCCACAUCGAUCAGAUUAGCCCUGAAAAGGGUGAACAGGACCGGGAGGCUCCGAUGGAAAAGCAAGAGCUGGGGAAACAAGCCACAAAUGAGACUCUUGAAUCCAAGUCCCUGUUGGUGGGCUCUGCACCCAAAACUUCCACCACGCCAGGAAGGAGCAGUUCCAAGCCAGACUCCCGCAGCCUGAGGAAGACACCAGGUCUAAAAGCCAAAGUGGGGCCCACUGCUUCCUGCCUGAGGAGGAAGAGCGAGAGUAGAACCCUCGGCUCCGACAGGGCCUUAUCACCUCAGAGGAUCAGGCGUGUGUCCGGCUCUGGUGGUCAUGCUGUCAUCAACAAGUAUGAAGAGAAACCUCCCAAACAAGCAUUUCAAAAUGGGUCAGGACCCUUGUAUCUGAAGCCUUUGGUACCCAGAGCUCAUGCGCACUUGCUCAAAACUUCUCCAAAAGGUCCUUCAAGGAAGAGUCUGUUUACAGCUUUUAAUUCAGUUGAAAAGGGCAGGCAGAAGAACCCCAGGAGCCUGUGCAUCCAGACCCAGACAGCUCCAGAUGGGCUGGCCUCCGAGAGAACGCUUGAGUUGGCCCAAUACAAAACAAAAUGUGAAAACCAAAGUGGAUUUAUCCUGCACCUCAGACAGCUUCUUUCCCGUGGUAACACCAAGUUUGAAGCGCUAACAGUUGUGAUCCAACACCUCCUGUCUGAGCGGGAGGAAGCAUUGAAGCAACACAAAACCCUCUCUCAAGAACUUGUCAGCCUCCGGGGAGAGCUAGUUGCUGCUUCAAGCGCCUGCGAGAAGCUAGAAAAGGCUAGGAAUGACUUACAGACAGCGUAUGAAGGAUUUGUCCAGAAACUAAACCAGCAGCAUCAGACAGACCGGACGGAACUGGAGAACCGGCUGAAGGAGUUAUACACCGCAGAGUGUGAGAAGCUUCAGAGCAUUUACAUUGAGGAGGCAGAGAAAUAUAAAACUCAACUGCAAGAGCAGUUUGACAACUUAAACGCCGCCCAUGAAACCACCAAGCUUGAGAUCGAAGCUAGCCAUUCAGAGAAAGUGGAAUUACUGAAGAAGACCUACGAAACCUCCCUUUCAGAAAUCAAGAAAAGCCAUGAAAUGGAAAAGAAGUCACUGGAGGAUCUGCUUACUGAGAAGCAGGAAUCGCUGGAGAAGCAAAUCAACGAUCUGAAGAGUGAAAAUGAUGCCUUAAACGAAAGGUUGAAAUCGGAGGAACAAAAGCAACUGUUGAGAGAGAAGGCGAAUUCGAAAAACCCUCAGGUCAUGUAUCUGGAGCAAGAACUAGAAAGCCUGAAGGCUGUGUUAGAGAUCAAGAAUGAGAAACUGCACCAGCAGGACAUGAAGCUAAUGAAGAUGGAAAAGCUGGUGGACAACAACACAGCGUUGGUUGACAAGCUGAAGCGAUUCCAGCAGGAGAAUGAGGAGUUAAAAGCUCGUAUGGAUAAACACAUGGCAAUUUCAAGGCAGCUUUCCACAGAGCAGGCCGCGCUGCAGGAGUCCCUCGAGAAGGAGUCGAAGGUCAACAAGAGACUGUCCAUGGAGAACGAGGAGCUUCUGUGGAAACUGCACAACGGAGACCUGUGCAGCCCCAAGAGAUCGCCCACCUCUGCGGCCAUCCCUUUCCAGUCCCCCAGGAAUUCUGGUUCCUUCUCCAGCCCCAGCAUCUCGCCCAGAUGACGGCUUCUGAAUUCAGGAGACUCUCUUGACAGCACGGAGGCACCGAGGCGCACUUCUGCGGGACUGACCCUCUCAUGGGAACUCGAGCUGCGUUAGCUCUCUGGGAUGUCCUCAGGAUAUAACGGGAGAGCAGCCGCCAACCGUAUUACCUACAUACGAAUAGAGAGCUCCAGAGGGAGACUUUUAACUUGGUCCAAAAGCCUCCCCCCAAAACAGAUUUCGAAACUGAAGUGGACAUAGUUGCACAAAGCACUUAAGGAACGAGAGAACCUUGUUCUUUGCCUUCUUUCACCUAAGCAUAGGGGAAAACUCUCAGGGCCCUAUUAAGAUAAAGAUUUAUAACCUUUAUAAUGUUCUUCACCAGAGACACCUUGUGAUUUUUUUAUUUCAGUCUGACUGUAGGCAAGGGGGUGUGUGUGUGAGUGAAAUGGGUGUACUGGUGUGUCACGUUACUGUCAUAGCUUCGCCCCCCCCUGCUGUGUAUUAAAAGUCAACAGCUGUAUAUAGCUGGGCCUGUAUUAACCAAGUUAUAAUCAGCACACGUGCGUCAACAAAAGCCAUAGAAGAGAAAGCAAUAGUGCUUGAAUUUCCCCCCAACUCGUCUCAGCACUGUGACACGGCAGGGCCCAGGCAAGACAGGAAAAGCCUUUGUUUGUUGUGGCUGUACAUUUUUUUCUCUGUUGUUAGUUUUUCCAUGUUCAGCAUUAUCCGUUGAUAUCGGUCUUUUUUUUUUUUUUCCUCUGUAGAUUUUCAUGAGCCUAAUUGCUAUACUCGGAUUCAUUUUCUCAGGCUAUGAGCAAAUGUAGUACCCUAAUUUUUCUAAACACAAAUCUGUAUAAAGAGUAAGGGGGUGGUAGCAAUGGAUGUUUCUGACUUUUUUUUUUUCCCCCUUGAAUCCAAGCUAGCUUCACGGAGCUAGUCCUCUGUCUUCCCUCCUGUUAUUCUAACCCCCCCCCCCCCCCGCCUUUCCUUCGUCCCCCAUGCAGAGCCACAGAGGCAAAGCUACCUCCUUCCUAAGUGCAGUGUGUGCUUUUCCAGGGCCAGUUUAUCUCGGAGGUGCCGAACCUGUUUCCCAAAUAAGCUAAGCUCUGGUUCUGACACUACAGAACUUUGGGAACCCCCCCUCGGGGGGGGGGGGAAUCAGUAAAGGCAUUUUUAGCAUGUACUAAUCCACACAAGCAGAGAGUUAAGCCAACGGUUCUGUGUUGAGUAGAUCAAGAAUGUUAACGCUUACUUAGGCUCCUCUGAGGAUCCUUCCAGCCAUUGGAAUGUAACAGAGUGGCCAAAGAGUGAGAGAAGUAUGGCUUCUGCAGCUCCUUCACAUUACAUUACAUUCAAAAUUCAGCUGUUCACUUACCAUCUCCCCAGACUCCAAGACUCUCUGUGAAAGUUAGGAUCGCUGUGGCUCCCCACCACCCAACCCACAAGCUUCCCCGUGCAUGCCAGCAUUGCGAGGUCAGUAUUUACUAGUUCGUGGUCAAUGCUGCUCAAAUAACCCCUAUAGCGAGGACAGAUUCAGGACACUAGAGGUGGGUAUUUGAGUCAUCCUAGACUUCUACACUACAGAGCUAACUGACUGUCAUGAUGCAUGCUUUUUAUUAGGGGUUGUGUUUAAAGUCUCUUAUCUCCAAUAGUUUAUGCUGUAUGUAACCUACCAUGUUUGCUCCCGAUAAAUAGGAAUGAUUGCAGCUUCACUGCCACCUCCCGGAAUAGCUCUGCUCCUGGUCCCAAGUUGUUCUCAAUGAUGUUAGCCAAAGUCAGGUUUGUUAUUUAUGCCCUAGUUAUGGUAAAGUUCAUGUAAUGACCUGCCAUCCCUCAUACCACGUAGAUGUCUGGGAAGUCAAAUCUUAGAGCAAUUAAAACGCCUAGAGAGCAUUUAAGGGGUUUUUUUGUUUUGUUUUUUUAAACCAAACAUUUUAUGUAGAAUACAAAAUUGUUGACACAUCGUUAAAAAAAAGUGGGUGUGUGAACAACUGUAAUGUAUAGCAAUGGGAAAGUGUAUUUUACUUUGAUCAAAUAAAUAAUGCUGGAAUAUUCAAUGUAAGAAUGACAGCUUCUGACAUUCUUCACUCUUCAAAGCCUUAGGUUAUGUGUCCCCCCGUCUUGCCCCUCCUUAGGCAGGCAGGCAGGCGCCCUAUGCUAUUUUACGGAACUUAGAACCCAAUGCCAAAAUUUGUUGUGGCUGAAAUUGGCUCACAGAGUUUGAGUUUAAGAUUAAGCUUUUCAAAAUACAUGUAUCAGAGAACUAAACUUUGGCUAAUUUAAACGAUUCUUUCGCCAGGCUAAAAGAAAAUUGGAACAGCUGUGAUCUUAAAUAUUUUUCAAGACAGGUCUUAGCCAAAGCCGAAUCUUCUUCAGUCCAUUCAUCUAUGUUAUGUUACAGGCUGAACUGUUAAUCGUGUAUAUGCAGUUAUUUUGAAUAGAAGGGUUUAAAAUCAGUACUCUGAGUGUGGCAAUUUCAAUGUAAAAAGAUGUGAUUUUGAUACCUUUAUAAAUGAACUUGUGUUAGCUUUGAUAAAGUAACAUAUCUAAGCAUUUGAA